UCAUCUGCUCUUUCAGGAAGAGACGCAUCAUCGUCAGUGCUUUGACAACAACGGGGACAGAGGCAAAACAUCGGCCCGUCCGGCUGAAAUUCCGCCUUAUUUGCAAGUGGAAUUCAUACGAAACGGACCAAUGAAGUGACCAACAGGAAACAAUGUCAUCAUUCCAGGUGGUGGACUCGUCGCCAGGUAGCAGCGUCAGCGUUAUGGAAACGUCCAACUUCGCCCACGUCAUCUUCCAGAAUGUGGGGAAGAGUUUCCUGCCCCAGGCACCCCUGGAGUGUCGCUACACCCUGACCCCUUACAUCACCCCCCACCCAAAGGACUGGGUGGGCAUCUUUAAGGUGGGUUGGAGCACAGCCAGAGAUUACUACACUUUCCUCUGGUCUCCUAUGCCUGAAAGCUACGAACCAGGAAGCACUGUGCACAGGACUGUGGUGUUUCAAGGUUAUUAUGUCCCUAAAUCUGACGGAGAGUUCUACCAGUUCUGUUAUGUCACCCAUGCUGGUGAUAUCAGAGGAGCCAGCACGCCAUUCCAGUUCAGGUGUGCCACUCCCACUGAGGAGCUGCUGACUGUUACCGAGGACGACAGCAACUCAGACAUACUGGUGGUCACCACCAAGAGUGGCCUGUUAGAGCAUGUGGAGGAGGCACAGCAGGAGCGCAGGGAGCUGCUGAAGGCCAUGCGAGUCCUCCAGGAUGAGAAACAGCAGCUGCAAGAGGAGCAGAAACGUCUGGCCAGAGAGAGGGAGCAGGAGAGGGAGACGUGCUGCCUGCUGAGGACACACAACCAGGAGCUGCUGCGUUCAUCGCAGGGCCUUUCAGAGGAGCGGGAGGAGGUUAGAAGGAGAUUGACGGAGGCCACAGACCGGGUCCGCCAGCUGGAGGAAGACCUGCUGGGAGUCACCCAGAGAGGCCUGCAGAAGGAGACGGAGCUGGACUGCCUGCGAGACCGUCUGAAGAAGCUAACAGCAGAGAGAGACAGCCUAGAGAGCCAGCUCAAGAACGAGAAGGAUGAGAGAGACCUGUACAAGGCCCACUUGCGUAGCACCGAGCUGGAGAACACUAAACUGAGUGCAGAGCUGCAGAUGCUAAAGGCGGUUGAGCUGAACCGGGAGGUGACCAUCGCCCAGUUCCAGGAAGAGCUGGACCGGCUCCGGGCGUGUGUUGCACAGAGGGAUAGUUUGGAAAAAGAGCUGCUGGCACACAAAGCUGACAAGGCAGAGCUGGCCCGUGUGCGUGAACAGCUCCGCCAGGCAGAGGAGCAGCUCCAAGCGUCCCGGCAGCAGGCCUCCCUUCUGGCCUCGGAGCUCCGGGACUCAGCCAGUGCCCGCGACCACACCAUGACAGAGCUGUACCGCGCCCGCUUGGAAGUUGACAAGCUCCGUGCCAGUCUGGCUGAUGCUCAGGCUGAGUGCCAACGCAUGGAGAGCCAGUUAGACCGCAUGAGGAGCACUGCACAGAAGGAAGUGGGUGUUGGGACGAGUGCGGAGAUGACCCCUAGUGUGAUGGUGGUGUCAGAGGCAGAGGCUGAGCUGCAGAGAGAGGUGGAGGAGCUGAAGCUGCGUCUUCACAUGGCGGCAGAGCACUACAAGGAGAAGUACCGGGAGUGUCAGCGCCUGCGUAGGCAGGUCGCCAAACUUAACACGACUGAGGCACAGGGGGAGCCAAAGAGAAAUGCAUCUACUGAGACAACACUGGAGCCAUUGACGCCAAGUCCAGAGUCACCAACAGCAGGAAAUAUAGCUGCUGCGGUCCUAAAAGGAGCCGCUGAGACGACAGUCACUCCAGAAAGUGACAGGAAAUCCACACAAACCGAUUUAUACACCAGCACAGAGAGAGAAGAAAACCAGAGGGAGAAAUUGCCAACAGAGGGUGCUGAGGGAGGAACAAAUCAACAAGAAAACAAAGAAAAUGAGGAGAAGAAGGACAGCCUGGCAGAGGAGAGCCUAAGGAUGACAAGCUGGGUGGAGGUGGAGAACGAGAGCACCAAAGAAGAGCCUAACAUUGAGGUGGAGGCAGCUCAGAAGGCGGCGGCGGCGAGGGAUGCAGUGGAGGGGCAGGUGACGCUGGAGACAGAGGGGAGGAGCAACCUUGAGGCAGAGAAGGAUCAGACUCGCUCGGUGGAGGAGGAGCUGGCGAUGAUGGAGGAGAAGUGGAGGGAGCAGUGUGCAAUCAACGAGACGCUCAAACAGCGGCUGGCUGACGAGGAGGAAAGAUUCAGGGUGCAGAUGGCAGAGCGAGCCAGCGAGGUGACAGAGCUGAAACGCAACCUCGCCCAGGCCCUCCGAGACAAGGAGCAACUGCAGGAGGAGCUGCAGCGCUAUGUGUGCAGACAGAGGGAUCAGGAGGCUUGUGUUCAAGGUGCUGAGAUGAGGCAGCCCAUGGUGCUGCGUUACCCUCUGCCGUACCCUCAGGACCCCUCUCCUCCACCCCUGGUGCCACAAAGACCUGCGGAGCUGCAAUUCGGCAAUCCAUACUCCACUGACACCACUAAGGACCGGGCAGAUGUUAACUUGUCUCCAGAACACAUGACUCGUCCCCCACCUGAAGCCCCAACCUGCACCCCUCCAUGUGCCCCCCCAAUCACACCCCCAAGUCCGAGCACUGGGGCACCAGACUGGAACCGAGAGGUGGUCUGCAUGCAGCCCACGCGCAGCACUACACCCCCUGAGGGCCUGGAGCACCCAGCGGAGGAGCCGAGAAAUGUUGCUGACGGGGUUCAGCCAUCCUGUGACCAUGAGUCCAACAGACGCAGCGAAGCCAGGAGCAGCUUCUGUUUUGACUCCAGGAGUGAUGUCCACAAGCGCUGCCCGUUAUGCGAGGUGAUCUUCCCGCCCCACUUUGAGCAGCGCAGCUUCGAGCAGCACGUGGAGAGCCACUGGAAAGUCUGCCCUGUCUGCUCUGAGCAGUUCCCCCUCAACUGUCAGCAGCAGCUCUUCGAGAGACACGUUCUCACGCACUUUGACGGCCACGUGCUCAACUUCGAGCAGAUUGAAUGAAGGAUGCAGAGGAGAAACGUUAGUUUCCGAUAUGAGUUUUAAAAAAGUGUCCUCAGCUAAUAGCUCAUUAUGAUCGGGGUUCAGUUAAGUUGUCUUGUUAAUAUACAAUCAUUAGCACUUUUUUGCGAUUUUGACACAGGUUAGGAAGAAUGUAGUCGACUUCUGAAAGGAGAGUUUGUUCUUAGCUGUCACCUUAUUACACAGUGGAUCAGAGGAUAAUAACACUGGCUAAUAGUGCCACGGUCCUUUACUUUUGUAUUAUUUUUAUUCUCAUUUUCUGCUUCUAUGGAGUAAAGCACCACUGGUAGUGCAUGCAUUCAUCUAAGACUAAAAGGAAAGUUAAAAGAUUAUAAAAGAAGAUCAUGUCAGAGUCUGUGUACCUACACAGAAAUAUUCUCAACAGAGGUGAUAAAACAGCCUGAUGUUUUUGAUUUGUCCCCAUGGUUGAAGCUUGGAAUUAUGAAAGAGAUAAAAAAGAUUUUUAAGUGUAAAUGUGGAGAAAGAUCUGGAAAAGUGACAUCUUUGAGACUAAAAUGAGUGUGAAUGUUAUUCAAGAGGGUGAUGGAGACUUUUGUGACUUGAAUGGGAGAGGAUCUUUGAUUUCUCCCCGAACUAAAGUACUGCUGUACGUGUGACAGUGUUAGGCAGAGUAAUCAGAAGGUUUAAACAAAAACAGCACUACGUUUUUAUGUAUCUGCACUAAAAAAAAGGCUUUAUUCUGAAUGUACUGUACAUAUGAAAAUAAGUUGUGGAGAGACUUGUUAUGACCCUGCCUCCAUUUACAUUCCCUCUUUAUGUUUUAGUGAUGAAAGAGUGACAGAAAUGUCAGUAAGAUGCUGGUCUUUUUAUUUUAUUGUAUCAGGAAAAAAAAUCUGCAGGACACAAAGUUCAGAAAUGAUAAAAAUAGAAUUGUAAAGAAAAAGUCAUUGUGUGCAGGUCCAUGUAAUGAAUGAGUGUCGUUAGUGUCCACAGGGCUCCAUAACACAGCUUCUAUUUUCUGUUAAAACAAAGUGACUCCUGACAGUGUUGUAUUCAGGCUUUAAAAAAAUUGCACAUGCCCAGUAAUCACAAGGCAAACGUGUUUGUAUGUCAUGUGUCCGAUUAAGCCCUUUUCAUGUGAGAGAAAGGUGAUCGAAGUGUGCACUGCAAAGAUCUUUAUGAAUAAAGUGAGCUUGUCUAAAUGCA
Messenger RNA from Cheilinus undulatus (humphead wrasse), 4184 nucleotides. RefSeq names its product Tax1 (human T-cell leukemia virus type I) binding protein 1a (gene tax1bp1a). The coding region runs from base 153 to 2999 and encodes 948 amino acids. NCBI's taxonomy places the organism in Eukaryota, Metazoa, Chordata, Actinopteri, Labriformes, Labridae. The record is from RefSeq and is a predicted model, not a curated record. The transcript is spliced from 17 exons.